Pseudovirgaria hyperparasitica is the source of this 1994-nucleotide messenger RNA. RefSeq names its product acid protease. Gene Ontology annotation, biological process: proteolysis. Gene Ontology annotation, molecular function: aspartic-type endopeptidase activity. The transcript has a single exon. Lineage: Eukaryota; Fungi; Ascomycota; Dothideomycetes; Acrospermales; Acrospermaceae. The coding region runs from base 310 to 1797 and encodes 495 amino acids. The record is from RefSeq and is a predicted model, not a curated record.
UCUGCCAGUAGUGAAUCGCUGUGCCGGACGCCCUCAAACUCAGAAGGUUAUCUUAUCUACCAGCGCCGCCAUGGACUUCUUGAAGCCUUCUACAACUCUGCACUCGCACACCCAUCACGUCGUGGGUCGUUUGUCGUCGUUUGUUUCGCCUUGUUCUUCCGCCCUUGUCCAUUUCCUCUCCGCUCGUUUCAACUCUUUGACUCGACCGCUGGAGGCUCAUGAAGUCCUAGUCUUCAGCAGGUAGCUCAUCCUCUCGAGCUACAGGCUUGUGCUUGACGUCCUACCACACCAGGCUGCACCUCAGUCGUAAUGCAGGACACUUUCCUCCUGGCAUACGCAUGCCUCCUACUCCUCCUACCGCAAGCCACAGCCUUCUACCUCUACACUCCCAAAGCCUGGGGAGACUUUGCCACCCAGAGGCGACCAGCGAAAGGCUCUCGUAGCAUUCCCGCUUCUUCAAUUAGCACUCCGGAGCGAGCAAUCAAUUUACCCCUCCGUCGUCAUCGUGUCGCCCGACGCCCCUUGCGCUUAAGAGACAGCGCGUACGACAUAACAUCUGCACCCAGACCUACCCAGACGAACAGCGUGGGAAUUGAUCAAGAUGGAACGGACUACACAUACAUGGCAAGCAUGCAAUUUGGUACCAGUCAAACGGAAUACCAUAUGUUGCUUGAUACAGCCGCUUCGAAUACUUGGGUCAUGAGUUCAGAUUGUAAAAGUGACGUUUGUGGAUUCCAUAAUACGCUUGGAAAGGAUUCGUCGUCUACUCUACAGACUACAGAUGCCCAGUUUAGUGUCGCUUACGGCACUGGUAACGUCAAUUGUACGGUCGCCUCUGAUACAGUACACUUUGCUGGAUUGUCUGUAGACCUCAAAUUUGGUCUUGCGACAGGUAUAUCCGAAGACUUUGCCAGCUUUCCCCUCGAUGGCAUUCUUGGACUAGGCCGAAUCGACUCAGACCCUCAUGGAACCAACGCACCCUCUCUCAUGGAAGCCCUUAUCCAUGAGCGGCUUAUUGAUGCUAAAGUCAUAGGCGUGCACCUUGGCCGACAUGCCACUCCGCCGAUUGACGGUGAGCUCAAUCUCGGUGCACCAAAUCCCACUCGUUACGACGGUGACCUGCAUUACAUCGACAUCAUCGACAACGCGAAUGGAUUUUGGGAGAUACCAAUCGAUGAUGCUGGAGUGAAUGGGCAAUCGUCCGGCUUGCAGGGUCGCUCUGCAAUCCUAGAUACCGGAACAUCAUUCCUACUCAUACCUCCGGGUGAUGCUUCGAAGAUCCACAAUCUGAUACCCGGCUCCAAAUCGAUCGCUGAUGCCUACACGGUUCCGUGCGAUUCCACCGCAGCAAUCCAAUUCACAUUUGGUGGUAAGACGUACAAUGUCUCUUCACUUGAUUAUGUCGGCCGUGAUAAUGGCAACGGCGCUUGCAAUAGUCAAAUAAUCCCACGCCGAACUUUCGGGGAGAAUCAAUGGCUUCUUGGAGACGUCUUCUUGAAGAAUGUGUAUACCGUCUUCGACUGGAGCGAGUCAAAGGUUGGAUUUGGCGUGAAAGGUGAUGCGGACGUUGAGACGAAUGGCAGCCCGGAUCCUAGCCCUACUGCAACCGGAGCCUCGCCCACGUUGCCCUCUACUGCACCGACUUCUUCUGAUACGGACACACUUACUUCUGGCAAUGAUCAACAGAACACAGCGUCAUCUGCAUCUCAGGGGGCUGCACCAUCGAACAAGGCUAGGUCUGGAAGCGGCAUGCUUGCGUUGGGCGUCGCUAUGGGUGGCUUGAUCGCUGCGAUGUAAACAAGCCAUGAGUCAUUUAUUAUAUGGGAAUGCAUAUAUAAAGUGUAUGGAUAUGAACAUGUAUAUACUAUCGUGCUAUUGGGGCAUGGACCGGCGUUUUUGCAUAAAGCAUGGCGUUGCUAGACGAGAUCGUAGAUCGACUGCUGAACAGCGACAGUAUCACGAAACGUGAAUGAGAUACAUUGUCAAUUCCAACG